AUGACCAACGAUGAUUUAAUUUCAAAUUCGAAUGAUGAUACAAAAACAAUAGAAAAGCCGACACAAUCAAUUCUUGCAUCACAACAACGACAUAUGAAUACAUCGAGUGAAUCAGUACGUCGGCAUGUUCGAAUUAUUACAGAAGGAGAAAAUAUGGAUAUGGGUAAAUGGUUAUCUAUAUUAAACAAACUUUAUGAUGAUCGAACUUAUUCACCAUCACAACGUGUAAUUUAUACAGUUUCAUUAUUAAAUGAAGAACAAAAAUUAUGGUACGAACAAAACAAGGAUGAAAUUAAAGAUGAUUGGGCACUUUUUUGUGAACGAUUAGAACAAUAUAUACACAGUUAUAAACCAGCAGGAACAAAUCUCUUACUCAAUGAUACUUCAGUAUUGAACAAUACUACAGUAGUUAUACUAGAAGAUCUUAUUGAUUCAAAAUUUAAUAAAUAUUCAGGUGUUGGUGAUGCAAAAGAUUGGUUGUUACAAACAAUGAAUCAAUUUAAAGCAUGUGGAUUACGACGUGACGAUCAAUUUGAAGCUAUACCUCUAUUAUUAGAAGGAGAUGCUUAUUUAUGGUAUGCUGAAAAUAGUGAUGCAAUACUUAAUUUUGAAAUAUUUACCAAGUUAUUUUUACAACAAUACAAAUCAACAGCAUCAUCACCAACAAGUUCUACAGUGGGUACGAGAGCAUUGGUUACCUCAGUACCUGAUCAUACGUCUACAUCACAUUUACAACGAACUGUAGCAGAUGAAAUUAUCAAACGACCAACAUAUUUUCGUGGCUCCCAAGAUGAUGUACAUGAAUGGUUGGACAAAUUAGAACAACGAUUUUCAAUGGCACAAUGGAGUGAUGCAAAUAAAUUACAUUAUAUAUCCAUACAUUUAUUAGAAGAUGCUUAUCGAUGGUGGAUGCAAACAUCUUCAACAAUUAAUACUUGGUCUUCAUUUACAAAUGCAGUUACAAGAGCUUUUGGUUCAACACGUGCACAAGAACUAGCAUUUGAACAAUUAAAAUGGUACAAACAAACAAUUAAUCAAUCCAUUGCACAAUAUUAUGAUAAAAUUAUUGAAUUAUGUAAGAAAGUUGAUCCUGCAAUGCCUGAUUCUUUGAAACUCAAAUAUUUGAUGGCUGGAAUUAAAGAAUCAUUAAAAACACACGUUGCAUUACAAGAUCCCAAAACAACAGAAGCAUUUCUAUCAUCAGCAAGAAAAAUUGAAGAUAUUUUUGCACUUAAUGAUACAAACAAUGAAUUAAUUCCACUUGCUACAUUAAAUGCAACUACUUAUCAAGGUCAACAAAAUCAAACAAAUCCUACACGAACAUCAAACAAUAUUUUUAAUCAAAGCAAUCCUCGAUAUACAAAUACAACAGAUACUCGUUCAACUUAUUAUCAAAAUACGUCAGCUGGAAAUAAUGCACAUCAACAAAAUAAAUCUUCAAAGUUUACGAGACCGACACGACGAUCGAAUGCUUGUUAUACUUGUGGUACUCCUGGCCAUUAUGCCCGGGAUUGUACCCGUUCACAUUUUCAAUAA
Molecule: messenger RNA, 1536 nt
Organism: Adineta steineri
Lineage: Eukaryota; Metazoa; Rotifera; Eurotatoria; Adinetida; Adinetidae
Source: the annotation of a GenBank genome assembly